Molecule: messenger RNA, 2763 nt
Organism: Clupea harengus (Atlantic herring)
Lineage: Eukaryota; Metazoa; Chordata; Actinopteri; Clupeiformes; Clupeidae
Gene: tmcc2
Product: transmembrane and coiled-coil domain family 2
Exons: 6
Coding region: 841-2241 (466 amino acids)
Biological process (GO): amyloid precursor protein metabolic process
Cellular component (GO): endomembrane system
Source: RefSeq, a predicted model, not a curated record
GAGGGACGGGGGCGCUGCCUUGCCUUGUGCUUCCUUUGCGGUGCCGGCUGGUGAAUAUUUUAAAAGGAAGCGCAGAUCUACUGCUGACAGCUGCAGAUAACGCACAGCUCUGGAGUAUGUCAAAGACAGGAUUCUAGAUAUUUCUCUCGCGCCUCUCGCUCCUGAUUUCUCUACCGCUGGCUCUUUCCGCCCCACUGAGCACGUGGCGAAAGAGGAGCCCCUCACCCUUCCCAAAAUGGGGUGUGCGCGAGGGGCCAGAGUUGUAGAGCGGAUGAGUGGACCAUAAUGGCACUGACGCAUGCCCUGCUGCUCUCCCUCUCUCGCUCCCCUCCCCCUCCCUCAGUUUAUCCAGCUUGAGCUCAGAGAGGCACCUGCACGCGUGCGCUAAGCUCCCCCUCCCUUCAUCGUUUCUCUCCCUCUCUCUCUCGCUAUCAUAUGUGCCUCAGCAGCAGCCAGUGCUGUGACAGAACAGGACCGCUAUAGCACUGGUGCUCUCUCAGAUAGGAAAUCACAGAGCUGAGGACACAAGGAAAGACAAAGACAUACAGUGAAAUAACGGGAGGAAGAAAGAGAGUGAGGCGGAAGAAUAAGUGGGAGAUGGGUGGCUGUGGGAGAGAGCACAGUCGCAUGAGCGCUAAACAAUGGCACACGAGGCACGUAUAGAGCUGUAGUCAGACAGCGGGGAGACAGAGAGGGAGAGGGAAGGAGAGACGGGGGUUUGGGGAGGGGAGUGAGUCUGUUGUGACUGAGAGAGGGGGGUGGGGUGGGGAAGGUAACAGAAAGAAGGAUGGGCCUCCUAUACAGAGCUGCAGUGGCUUUGCCAGUCCUGGAUUAAACAGAAUGCUGGAUAAGAGCGAGGUGUCCACACUGAGUCUUCCGCCCUCCACCAGCCACGGGGGCUCGGAUGGCAACAUCAGUGUGGAGGCGACGGCCUCGGAGGCCGGCGAGGUGCAGCGGACGCGCGCAGCCCUGGAGCACCUGCAGCAGAAGAUCCUCAAGAUCACCGAGCAGAUCCGCGUCGAGCAGGAGGCGCGCGACGAGAACGUGGCCGAGUACCUUAAGCUGGCGCAUAACGCCGACAAGCAGCAAGGGGCGCGCAUCAAGCAGGUGUUCGAGAAGAAGAAUCAGAAGUCAGCGCAGACCAUUGCACACUUGCACAAGAAGCUGGAGCACUACCACAGGAAGCUCAAGGAGAUCGAACAGAAUGGUCCGGCCCGUCAGCCCAAGGAUGUUCUCCGGGACAUGCAGCAGGGUUUGAAGGACGUGGGUGUACACAUGCGCGCAGGCUUCAGCGGCUUCGGCGGCGGCAUGGUGGAGGGCGUGAAGGGCAGCGUGUCGGCGCUCACGCACACGGCUGUCGUCUCCAAGCCACGGGAGUUCGCCAGCCUCAUCCGCAACAAGUUCGGCAGCGCCGACAACAUCUCCCAGCUCAAGGACCCGCUGGAGGACGGCCACGGCCACGAGACACCGCGGGCGCUCAGUGGCAGUGCCACACUCGUCUCCAGCCCUAAGUACGGCAGCGACGACGAGUGCUCCAGCGCCACCUCUUGCUCGGCUGCCGGCAGCAACUCUGGGGGAGGGGGAGGAGGGGGCGGGGGUGGGGCGGCCAUUUUGGGUAGCCCCCGUCUGGACGGACACCAUCACCACCACCAUCAUAUGCACAGCUCGUGGGAUGCCCUGCUGGAGGGGCUCCAGGAGAUCAAGGCCAGCCAGGCCCAUAUGGAGGACGCCAUAGAGGACAUGAAGGGACAGCUUCAGAGCGACUACUCUUACAUGACCCAGUGCCUGCAGGAGGAGAGAUACAGGUACGAGCGGUUGGAGGAGCAGCUGAACGACCUGACUGAACUCCACCAGAAUGAAAUGACCAACCUGAAGCAGGAGCUGGUCAGCAUGGAGGAGAAGGUGGCCUAUCAGUCCUAUGAGAGAGCCAGAGACAUCCAGGAGGCGGUGGAGUCGUGCCUGACCCGCAUCACCAAGCUGGAGCUCCAGCAGCAGCAGCAGCAGGUGGUGCAGCUGGAAGGGGUGGAGAACGCCAACGCCCGCGCCCUCUUGGGCAAGCUCAUCAACAUCAUCCUGGCCCUCAUGGCCGUGCUGCUGGUCUUCGUCUCCACCAUGGCCAACUUCAUCACCCCGCUCAUGAAGACCCGCACCCGCGUCGCCUCCACUGUGUUCGCGGCCGUCUUCCUCUUCGCCCUCUGGAAGCACUGGGACUUCCUCGAGCUCUGGUUGCUCCCCAGCUGAGCUUCUUUUCCUCCUCCUUUUUUUGUCCCCACCACACCUUAUUUUACCAUUCACUCCUUUCUUCCUUUCCUUCCCCUCUCUCUUUUCGGUCCUCUGAUUCCACCGCCCAGCGCUCCCUCUCCUCUCCUCCCCUCCCCCAUUAACCGGCUCCGAGGGGGGAAACGGAUCUGAUGACGAAGCACAGACCUAUUUGAGACACGACCAACCAAAUCUGCUGCACGGGAACAGCAGGGGAUAGAAGUCGUGCGGUUAUUUUGUCAGUUUUCUUUUUUUUUUCUCUUCUUUUUUUUCUAAAAGAAACAUUUGCACUUUUUCCCUGCACACUGUCGCCGUUUUUGAGCGGCACGUCAUCCUCCUCACGAAAAAAAGCUGUGACAACAGGGGAUUUUGGCGCUGUGACGCCAACGAGCUUUGCGAGCUGAUAGGCGUGAGCUCGCUGUGAACUGCCCAACUUGCAUGUGAAGGCUGACUAAUGAGAACUAAUGGCCGACGAUGACUGAAGCGUGACUGAUAAGGCUGAAA